Messenger RNA from Besnoitia besnoiti, 750 nucleotides. RefSeq names its product thioredoxin domain-containing protein. The transcript has 4 exons. The coding region runs from base 1 to 750 and encodes 249 amino acids. NCBI's taxonomy places the organism in Eukaryota, Apicomplexa, Conoidasida, Eucoccidiorida, Sarcocystidae. The record is from RefSeq and is a predicted model, not a curated record.
AUGUUGAACUUCUCGGCAGGCCGUGCUGCGUUGGCAGCCGGUGUGAAGAAACAGCAUGCCUGCAAGACGAGCAAGCGUCAAACCCGGCGUCUUGUGACUUGCCUGUCCGUCGGUGCAAGCGUUGCGCUCCUUAUCGCACUUUCUGUCUCUGCUGGAGCGUCCCCAGCCGCGUCCCCCUCAGUCGUCAAGGAGCUUACCGAUGCAAGCUUCGAGCAUGACACGCAAGCCGCAACUGGUGCCACGACUGGCGACUGGUUCGUCAAGUUCUACGCGCCGUGGUGCGGCCACUGCAAGGCUAUGGCGAACGCAUGGGAAAGCUUGGCCAAAGAGCUGAGCGGCAAGGUCAACGUGGCAAAAAUCGAUGCCACUAGCAACAGUAUCACCGCCAAGCGUUUCAAGAUCCAGGGCUUCCCGACUCUCUACUACCUCUCCAACGGAAAGAUGUACGAGUAUCGCGGUGAACGCAGCGUUGAGAAGCUGAAGGCUUUCACUGAAGGCGGGUGGAAGUCGGUUGAAGGCGAGACCAUCCCGUCGCCUCUGUCUACUUUCGACAUCUUGAAGGACGAGCUGAUCUCCGCGUUCCUUCAGUUGCAGGGAAUCGUCUAUCAUGCUCCUCUGCCCUUCUUCCUGCUGUUCUUCAUCGGUAUGGCCUCUGGUUGUCUCCUGACCUGCCUGUGCAGCCUGUGCUGCUCUAAGAAGGACCAGAAGCGUGGCGCUGUUGCUUCGCGAAGCGCGAAGAAGAAGGACUAA